AACUUAUCCGAAAGUACAAAGACAUCCAGCUUUAACGAAAACGGUCAUACUAAAAACAAUGGUAUUUCGAUUUUUGCUACGUUAUUUGGCUAAUAAUGAACAGUUAAUUCAGCGGAUGUCUGAGAGUUACCCAAUGCGACGUGCUGCUCAAAUGGUUGUAUCCAUUAUGUAUCGUACCAAGAAUAUGGCUCAGGAGCGUGGGAUACAUGACAUGACUCCGGAACGUUUCAAGUCAUUUAUGGCUCUUUUCAAAAACAAUCUUAAGAAAGAAAUUGAAGGCGUAAAGGACGAAAUAAAAAAGAAACCGUUUUAAAAAAGCAAUGUAGAAAUAGCAUACUUAUCGAUAAACUUAGUGAUAUCACCUAUAAUAAAUUAUAUGAAAUUA
Zeugodacus cucurbitae (melon fly) is the source of this 385-nucleotide messenger RNA. Its product is annotated as protein NCBP2AS2 homolog. The transcript is spliced from 2 exons. Bases 59 to 313 code for a protein of 84 amino acids. NCBI's taxonomy places the organism in Eukaryota, Metazoa, Arthropoda, Insecta, Diptera, Tephritidae. The record is from RefSeq and is a predicted model, not a curated record.